This is a messenger RNA of Lolium rigidum, 541 nucleotides long. RefSeq lists its product as uncharacterized. The record is from RefSeq and is a predicted model, not a curated record. The transcript has a single exon. The coding region runs from base 8 to 508 and encodes 166 amino acids. Lineage: Eukaryota; Viridiplantae; Streptophyta; Magnoliopsida; Poales; Poaceae.
ACCAAAAAUGGGCCUGAGCCCCUCCAAGCGCGUGGACGCGGCGCUCCGGCGAGCGCCGGCGUUCGCCGACGCCUGCGACGCCGCCUUCGACGCCGCCUUCGACCGCUGCCUGGCCGACGCCCAGCGCGCCUUCUCCGGCGUCCGCCCCUACCAGCUCGCCGACGCGUCCGAGCACCUCCACUCGGCGCUCCGGGUCUCCCUCCCGCUCGUCCGCCGCUGGGUGCCCUCGCCUCCGCCGCGCGUCAGCGUCGACUCCGCGCUGCGCGACGCCGGGCUGGAAGACGCCGGGGAGCUCUCGCGGGUUCAGUUCGGCGAAUUCAUCGUCGGGCUGUUCAGGGAGGCCGUGCUGUCCGGCGCGGCCGAGGCAGCGCUCGUCCGCGGCCCGGCCGGCGCCGCGGGGAUUGUCGGGGUGGGCCUCGUGUCCCGCGCUGGCGCCGGGGCGGUCGGGAAGCUGGUCGCGAUCUACGCCGCCGGCGUCGCCACUGCCGUUUACCUCAGCUUGGGCUAGACGACUCUGUUAAAUUGUAAAAAAUCUGCUGAA